This is a messenger RNA of Abrus precatorius (Indian licorice), 846 nucleotides long. Its product is annotated as (-)-isopiperitenol/(-)-carveol dehydrogenase, mitochondrial-like. The coding region runs from base 1 to 795 and encodes 264 amino acids. NCBI's taxonomy places the organism in Eukaryota, Viridiplantae, Streptophyta, Magnoliopsida, Fabales, Fabaceae. The transcript has a single exon. The record is from RefSeq and is a predicted model, not a curated record.
AUGGCGGAACCUGCAUCCACUACAACAAACAGGCUAACAGGCAAAAUAGCCAUAGUCACCGGAGGAGCCAGUGGCAUUGGCGAAGCGACGGCGCGUGUCUUUGCGGAGCAAGGCGCCCGUAUGGUGGUGAUCGCUGACAUCCAAGACGAGCUGGGCAAUGAAGUGGCUGCGUCCAUUGGCACCCACAGGUGCACCUACGUGCACUGUGACGUGGCAGAAGAAGAACAAGUACAGAACCUCGUCCAAUCAACCGUUAACGAUUACGGACAAGUGGAUAUCAUGUUCAGCAACGCUGGGAUCAUUAGUCCCUCCGACCAGACCGUAACUCAACUCGACAUUUCCCAAUUGGACCGUCUUUUCGCGGUCAACGCCCGUGGAAUGGCAGCAUGCGUGAAACACGCGGCGCGUGCCAUGGUGGAGAGGCGCGUGAGGGGAAGCAUAGUGUGCACUGCGAGCGUGGGUGGCAGCCACGGUGGCCCAAGGUUAACGGACUACAUCAUGUCGAAGCACGCGGUGUUGGGGUUGAUGCGUUCGGCGAGUGUGCAGCUUGCGGAGCACGGGAUAAGGGUGAACUGCGUCUCACCCAACGGGUUGGCAACGCCGAUGACUAGUAAGAUACUAGGGAUGAGCGAGGAGAAGGUGCAAGAGGUUUAUGCCCAAUACGCGAGGCUGCAAGGAGUGGUCCUCACUCCCAAACACGUGGCUGACGCCGUCUUGUUUCUGGUUUCUGAUGAUUCAGCGUUUGUCACUGGCCUUGAUCUUAGGGUGGACGGUGGCUUUGCUUUUGGCAAAUGAUGCUCCCGAUGGAUAACAGUAAUACUAUUACUAUGAAAUAAUUAUUAUUCA